UGAUUCUUCCCCAGAAGCCUGCCUCCUUCCGCACCAGGUCAGGGGAUCUGGCCCCCUGGAAGCACUUAGGAAACGCCCCAGCUCAGAGAUUUCCUUGGGACCCCUGCCCUGCCCCUGGUGGGAGGAGAAUCUGGGGCCUCCCAGUGGGAGGACACAGCUCAGGGUGGGAAGUAAAUUCCUCUACUGCACGUCAUCUGCCUGGUCCUUGGUCAAAUUCCAGGAACCUUGCCAGUUAAAUUCCUUAUUAACUCUGGAGUUGGUUAUACUGCAAGAAAGGAAGGUGGAGGCCGCCCCAGGCUCUCUUUCUCUCAUUUCUGUUGCCUUACCUGUGAAGUGGGGCAAGCAGACCCACCAACAAACCACAAGGGCUUGCUGCCCCUGACAGGCAGAGGAAGGCCAUCCCUGGCUGGGCUGGGACUCGUUCAGGGCCUGCUGAAGCCUCUCGGAGGACCCCCUUCCCAGCCUCUGCAGUUCCUGCAGCUUCUAGGAGGUAUAACCCCACAUCCCUGCCCCCUGGGCCACCUGCAGCCCGCUGGAGAGAGAUGAGUAGCAACAAAAUGGCUGAGUGCACUGCAUGAGCUGAACUCCAGAGAAAGCACGGUCAUCAGGAGCCAGAGGCACUCUUCUCCAAAACCGCCUGAAGGUGGUGCCGGAGGGGCCUGCUGAGUGCAGCGCAGUGCUGGCCACUGGCCUCUGGAGUGGGCGGGUGUUGGAGAAGCCACAGACACUGAAGCAUGUGCACCAGACCAGGUGCAAAGCCCACAGAACCAGGAAGAAAACUCCUUCCUUCUGGCACCGUCUCUCCAGUGCCCUCUACUGACAAAGCUUAAAAUGCAGUUACCUGGCAAAGAAAAACAUGUAGAGGGCCCAGAUCCACUGUCACAGAGCAGACAAGGGGAGCAGCGGUCAGCAGUGUUCGUGAUCCUCUUUGCUCUCAUCACCAUCCUCAUCCUCUACAGCUCCAACAGCGCCAGUGAGGUCUUCCAUUACGGCUCCCUGCGGGGCCGCGGCCGCCGGCCUGCCAACCUCAAGAAGUGGGGCAUCACUGACGGCUAUGUCCCCAUUCUUGGCAACAAGACACUGCCCUCCCGGUGCCACCAGUGUGUGAUUGUCACCAGCUCUAGCCACCUGCUGGGCACCAAGCUGGGCCCUGAGAUCGAGCGGGCCGAGUGCACAAUCCGCAUGAACGAUGCGCCCACCACGGGCUACUCAGCUGAUGUGGGCAACAAGACCACCUUCCGCGUAGUGGCCCAUUCCAGCGUAUUCCGUGUGCUGCGAAGGCCCCAGGAGUUCGUCAACCGGACCCCUGAAACCAUAUUCAUCUUCUGGGGCCCCCCAAACAAGAUGCAGAAGCCCCAGGGCAGCCUCGUGCGUGUCAUCCAGCGGGCAGGCCUGGUGUUCCCCAAUAUGGAGGCCUACGCUGUCUCUCCCGGCCGCAUGCGCCAAUUUGACGACCUCUUCCGGGGUGAGACAGGCAAGGACAGGGAAAAGUCCCAUUCGUGGUUGAGCACUGGCUGGUUCACCAUGGUGAUUGCGGUGGAGCUGUGUGACCAUGUGCACGUCUAUGGCAUGGUCCCCCCCGACUACUGCAGCAGCCCCGCCUGCAGCGCAUGCCCUACCACUACUAUGAGCCCAAGGGGCCGGAUGAGUGUGUCACCUACAUCCAGAACGAGCACAGCCGCAAGGGCAACCACCACCGCUUCAUCACUGAGAAGAGGGUCUUCUCAUCGUGGGCCCAGCUGUAUGGAAUCACCUUCUCCCACCCCUCCUGGACCUAGGCUGCCCUGCCUGUGGGGCUCUUAGGGACAAGGAGAGGGGCUUUCCACUCAGCCACUCAACCAAGGGCCAUCGUCCGGCCUGUGAAGGCUGGCCGGAGAGUCUUCUGGCCAAUCCAGGCCUUGUAGAAGACUUACCCUCCAGCCAGUGAGGGCUGGGGGGUGUCUCUUGACCAAUCAGGGAUUUGGGCUUCUAUGUGGUUAAUCGGGGUGUUAGGGGUACUUCUUGUCCAGUCAGGGUCUAAGCAUAGUCAAUCAGGGUAUUUCUGAGUAAUCUGAGGCUAAGCACAUGUCCUUUCUCUUGAGGCCUUGGUUCAGGGCCCCAGGGUGGAACCCAGAUCACUCCCUAUUGGCUGGGACACUGGGGUCCCAUCCCAAGCAGCUGGGAACUUCGUGCUGCCCCUUCACUCCCCAGAGCUAAGAGGAGGUUGUGUGAGGGUGGGAGCUGUCUGGAGGCCGGGCCAGGGAAUUUUUGGGGUUCUAGGGGUUCCGGAGGCGGGAGGUCAGCAUCUGGGUCCUGGCUCCGCCCCAAGUGGCCUUGGACAAACCCCUUGCCCCCUCUGUCACCCUUCUGCCUGUGUCAGGUUCUAAUGUGGAGUCUGAGACCCCCUCCCGCCUCCCCCACUGAUAGCCUGGGGUCUGUCCCCACAAGGAAAGGCUGGGCCCUUCCAGCACCACCCCUUGCUGGGGCACUCAGCUUCCCUAGGGCCUGGGGUACCCUUCCCCACUGCCUCCUGGAAACUUAAGGGUGUUUUUGUGCAAACACUCCCAGGGUUUGGGAGACUCUGGCAGGAACCCGAAGCAGCUGUUUUCUUAGCCCCUCCACCCAGCUGCCCCUUGCUUGGCUCUUAAAGAGCCAGGCCCCCUUUUCUGUCAUCAGCAGUGAGGCUUUCCACCUGUCGGAGGAGCCUUUGGGGCUGAGAAAGGGGAAACCCAGCCAAAUGGGGUUUCAUGCAGCCUGUUUGUCUGCAAUUGCUGGAGUCUUCCAAGGGUCUCCCCAAACUGGGCCUGGGAAGGCUCCAGGGGGUUAGGAGCUGUGCCACCUGGGUUCUGUCCCCUCACUCAACAUCAGGCACUUUAUUGCUGGGCCUCAGUGGGCUGGGAUUGCCUCCCUGCUCUUCCAGAGCCUGGAAGGAAAACUGGAGGGCUUCCUGGAGAAGGCUGUGGAGCGGGAGGGGUCAGGUGGAGGAGGAGGAGGCCAGCAGCAGCCAUUGCACACUGGGAUUGGGUGGGGGGGCCUGCGACUGCCCCAGAGUUGGUUUUGUAUGAUUUGUACAGGAAUAAAUGCAUCUAAGCUCUG
Manis pentadactyla (Chinese pangolin) is the source of this 3075-nucleotide messenger RNA. It is a transcript of the gene ST6GALNAC6, whose product is annotated as ST6 N-acetylgalactosaminide alpha-2,6-sialyltransferase 6. Lineage: Eukaryota; Metazoa; Chordata; Mammalia; Pholidota; Manidae. The transcript is spliced from 8 exons. The record is from RefSeq and is a predicted model, not a curated record. Gene Ontology annotation, biological process: oligosaccharide metabolic process; ganglioside biosynthetic process. The coding region runs from base 832 to 1803 and encodes 323 amino acids. Gene Ontology annotation, molecular function: alpha-N-acetylgalactosaminide alpha-2,6-sialyltransferase activity.